AUGUCCGCCGGGGAUCGGCGCUGCCCCGCGGGCUUCGUUUUCCGCUCCCUGCCCCAGAAAGCUUUCCCCUGCCUGGAGGACAGGGACAUCCGGGACCGACUCCUCAAAUGGUCCAUGCAAGGCAGGAUCACAGCACAAGCGUUCAGUUUUGACCAGCAGUUUAAGCCCUAUCAAAAGGAUGAAUUUGUUAUGGCAUUUUUUAAUGAUCAAAACGUGAACUCCAGUUUAAAGUUGCUCUCAGCUUCAGGACAAUGGACUACAUUGGGUUCCAAAGUGACAAAAGUUGAAGCAACAGUGGUGCCCUGUACACAGAUUUCCAUGUCAUUUUUUGAUCGGCUAUACUCUGAAGGAGUUGUUAGAGAAACUGGAGAUAUUGUGAAAUGUUAUGAUGACUAUUACAAUGAUAUUCUCAUCUCUGAUGAAUUAAGGAAGGUCUUGCUUCUGGAAGAUUCAGACCGUUAUGACUUAUUCAGUCAAUUGGAUCGCGAGGAAUUUCUGUUCUGUCUUUUUAAGCAUCUUUGCAUUGGAGGAACUCUUUGCCAGUUUGAAGAUGUAGUUGGUCCAUACUUAGAAACUACAAAAGCUUUAUAUAAAGACUUGGUGAGUGUUCAAAAGAAUCCUGAAACAAAAGAAAUACGUAUUAUUUCUACAGUCUUCAGAGUGUCUGCAUUUGAUGAUAAUGGCCUGUGUUACCCUUCAAGCGAAAGCCACGAACAGACUUUUGCCUACUUGAUUGUGGAUCCCUGCAAGCGACAUGUGCACGCUCUGUAUCACCGUUUUGGUGGAAGCUUAUUUACUAACUAGUUAUAAACCUGGCUGUUCUCCAGUUUUAUAAUGGAGGUGGCCUUCU
Gymnogyps californianus (California condor) is the source of this 850-nucleotide messenger RNA. RefSeq names its product cilia and flagella associated protein 300 (gene CFAP300). The transcript is spliced from 7 exons. The record is from RefSeq and is a predicted model, not a curated record. NCBI's taxonomy places the organism in Eukaryota, Metazoa, Chordata, Aves, Accipitriformes, Cathartidae. Bases 1 to 804 code for a protein of 267 amino acids.